Molecule: messenger RNA, 735 nt
Organism: Sycon ciliatum
Lineage: Eukaryota; Metazoa; Porifera; Calcarea; Leucosolenida; Sycettidae
Exons: 1
Coding region: 1-735 (244 amino acids)
Source: RefSeq, a predicted model, not a curated record
AUGGCAAUCAGCAGGAUCAGCGAAGCGGACAUUGGACGUAGUUAUCAUCAAAAAGAGACAUCCAUCGAUACUAGUAGGUCUCAACGGCUGAACAACAGAGUGUGCGAGGAAUGGCGCCUCACUAGGAAGCUGGGCUCCCUCAUUGGUGACCACGAGGAUGCUGCGCGGAGAAUGCAACUCGCCACGGCUGCCCUGCACCGGCUCUGGGCAUUAUGGAUACGUGGUUCCAUUGUAAACGAUUCGCUGAGAGUACGGCUAUACAAGGCAUUCGUCUUACCGGUCCUGUGCUACAACAACGGGACUUGGGGCCUCACUGGCACCGCUAUGCAUAGAGUUGAUGCGUUCCACAGACAACAACUGCGGAAAGUUAUUGGCAUACGGUACCCAGCUAAGAUCAAGAAUAACACCCUGUACAAGAGGACAAACUCAACACCACUUGGUAUCUCGGUCCUGGGAGCCCGCUGGCGUCUGUUUGGGCACGUGCUGCGGCUCGACCAGAGUGCACCGGCGAACCUGUCAAUGUGCUCCUACUUCAAGCCAUCCACUGAGCCUACCUGGAGGGGCAGGCCGCGCACAACUCUGCCGGUCGUGCUCAGACACGAUCUCGAGCUUGUUGGGAGGACCCGCAAGACCUCGGCAGAUCUUGAGGAGCUGAGGAGCAUCGCCCAGAAUCGCGGAGCGUGGACCUACCUCAGCGGCCGUAUUCUGGAGAGAUAUGUUGCUGCUCACAGAUGA